AUGGCGAAGAACACCUCAAAGAGAGGUAAGAAACCCAAAAUUUGUGACUCGACUUAUCGUAUUCUCCAUGUGAAUGCAAAAUACCCCGGAAGAUCACACGACAGUUUCAUAUGGAAUAACAGUCGUGUUCUUACAACAAUGAAACGAUUACAUGCUAUAAAUUAUGGAAAUUCAACGUUUGGAAAGAUCCGGAAAUUUCGUCAGAAACUCGAGGGUGACUUUGGUUAUGGCUUAAGGCCCUGGUUACUGACACCUAUCAAUCACCCUAAUUCUGGACCUGAAGAGCGAUACACUCGUCGGAUAUCCCACAUCAGGUCAAUCAUUGAGAGAGUCAAUGUAAUUCUGAAGAUGCGAUUCAUGUGCCUUUUGAAGGAAAGAGUUCUGCACUACGAUCCUGCUUUUGCAUCAAAAAUAAUCAAUGCUUGUGUAGUUUUGCACAAUAUGUGCAUCGCUAAUCACCUCUCACCACCUGUAAUGUCAGCGGAGGAUGAUGAUGAUGUGGAUUUUGGACUGCACAGACAAUUCCCAGAGAUUGGAGAAGAACAUGCAGUGAGAAGAGUUAACCCUGAGGUGGCAAGGGGAAGGCUACGCCAACGUCAAAUCAUUUAG
Molecule: messenger RNA, 609 nt
Organism: Diachasma alloeum
Lineage: Eukaryota; Metazoa; Arthropoda; Insecta; Hymenoptera; Braconidae
Product: putative nuclease HARBI1
Exons: 4
Coding region: 1-609 (202 amino acids)
Source: RefSeq, a predicted model, not a curated record